This is a messenger RNA of Styela clava, 5703 nucleotides long. RefSeq names its product CTD small phosphatase-like protein. Gene Ontology annotation, molecular function: RNA polymerase II CTD heptapeptide repeat phosphatase activity. The record is from RefSeq and is a predicted model, not a curated record. Lineage: Eukaryota; Metazoa; Chordata; Ascidiacea; Stolidobranchia; Styelidae.
UUGAAUUUCCGCAGAUAUAGCCUUCAGUUCAAUCUAUCAAAGUGUUUUGUAUCCUGUUUGAAAAUGUUUGGAAUACUUUAGUGAAAUUUUUUAUAAUUAUUUCAUCUUUCUUAACCAAACAUCUUUGACCGGAUUUAUUGGAUACAUAUCGUAGACUUGGGAUAUAUAUGUUGCACAAGGAAUUGCUAAAGAUCUUGAGAAUUUGUCUACAUUGAGGGGUAAUGCUGACAUCAUUUCCAUGGUCAGUUGCCAAACGUGUAGGAAUAAACGUUAAUUCAAAAGCUGAUUUGACUAUUAAACUUGCAACAAGAAAAAAAUUGAAACACUGUAGUAUUUCAAGGUCAGAGAAAUCGAUGGAUGGAUCUUCCAUCAUAACUCAGGUCAAUAGAGACGAAGAAGCAUUAAGCAACGGACAUACACCGAAAGAAGAUGAAGUUACAAAUACAAAGACAAAGAAAGUCAAACGAAGAUCGCUCUUCAGUUCACUGAGAUGUUGCUUUGGACAGCCAAGGAAAAGAGGAGAUAUACAAAAGAAUAAUAAACCAGAUGCCUGGAAUAGUAUUGACAACAAAAAGAACCAUGUCAAUAGCGUGACAGCUGAUGGCCACUGUGAGGAACCAAAUGGAAAUGCCACACAAAAUGGCGGUCAGAAGUCCUUGUUGCCAAAACUUACUGAAAAAUUUCUCAACAAAAAAUGUGCUAUUAUAGAUUUGGAUGAAACUUUAGUUCACAGUUCUUUUAAGCCUAUAAGUAACGCAGAUUUUGUUGUUCCUGUGGAAAUAGAUGGCACAGUUCAUCAAGUCUACGUCCUCAAAAGGCCUCACGUCGAUCAAUUUUUACAGAGGAUGGGAGAAAUGUAUGAAUGUGUCCUGUUCACAGCUAGUUUGUCUAAAUAUGCCGAUCCAGUGGCAGAUUUACUAGAUCAACAUCAAGUGUUCAGUUCCCGUUUAUUUCGUGAUUCUUGCGUUUUUCAUCGAGGAAAUUAUGUCAAAGAUUUGAGCAGACUUGGAAGAGAUUUGAACAAAAUCAUUAUCAUCGAUAAUUCUCCAGCAUCGUAUAUUUUUCAUCCGGAUAAUGCGGUUCCGGUAAUGUCAUGGUUUGAUGAUACAUCAGAUCAAGAACUUGUCAACUUGAUACCUUAUUUGGAAAUGAUAGCUGAAUCUGAUGAUGUUUACACGGUGCUAAGGCAGUCUGGUUUUACUUCUCAAGCCAAUGAAACAACAACUGCCAUACAAAUGCAACUUAAUUCUCAAAUGAGGGGCACAUUGGCACAGCAUCCCAACAUCAUCACACAAGUACAACAGACUGAUUCAUCAGAAGACGAGACUGAGUCGUUAAGUCAGGAUGAGAGGGAUAAUGAAGAGAGAUAGCGUAGAUCAAUGAAGAGAACAUCUACUCAAUCCCAUAUGUCUCACCACCACGACAGCCUUCCAAUACACCUCGGACUGUAAUUAAAACUGCUCAAAAUCAGAGCAAAUAGGCUAUGCCUAUGCCAUCAAGGAUAAGAUUAUUACGUCUUCCAACCUUUUACAUUUGAACAAUAUCAAGGAUGUCAUUCACAAACGUUCAAACACGACAAUGAAUUCAAUUCGCAUGUUGGUGCUUCCAAGGAUUGCAUCGUUGGCUUUAAUGCCAGUGACAAAAACGUACAUGUUCGCCCCCAUGCGAGGGAAAGGUGUAAUAACAUCUACUAUGAUAUGAACAAUCAUACUGCGGAAGAUUAUCAAGCAAUAUUUUUGUUUAGCUAAACAGGAUCACUGAAGGAUUUCAGUAGAAAUCAUCCCCAGUCACAGCCAUACCUUUAUAAAAAUAAUGAUUAUUUAUAUUGCCCCCCCCCCAAUUUUUAAUCUUGUAAGUUUUAGAGUGGUAUGUACCCUAAAUAUAAGGUAUGGUUCAAUAUUUUCUAAAACAUGAUAUACAACUUUUAAAUUUAAUUUGAAAUGAAUUCUUGCAGGGCCCUGUUAUUGGUCAUCAGAAAAUUCAAAGGUUUUAAAUUUCAGCUUCAAUUUACAUUCUUUGAGAAUCUCUGUCAUCGUUUUUUAUUUUAUUUAGUGGACUAAUUGAUUGUGAACUUUCUUUUUAUCCAAUUAUCAACUUCUUUCUGGAAAUGCAGUUUUUGAUAGAUGUUGUUUUAUGGCAUAUAGAAAUGAGUAAAAAAAUGAACUAACCUCUACAUUCAAUGAAAUGUAUUUAUGAAUAUUAAAGAGAAUUGACAUGGAUCGUUUAAUGUUAGUGCUUGAAGCUCAAAUUUUCAACAGCAACAAUUUUAUUACAGUAAAUUUCAAUAUGGUGCUCUGCUGCUCAAUAAUAUCCAUCCACGAGUUAAUAUCUGGGAUGAUUUUGCUGUUGAAUCACGGCAAUUGGGAUUUGAAAAGAUUUGGUCAUUGCUUACUGGGAGUGUAAAUUUAUAAUUCGAAUCGAUCUGGCUAAAUUUUUCACUCAAAUUCAGGAUUUUGAUCGAUGACUUUUUUUUAUUCCUCACCCAUCCUUUUUUUAAUAAAUAUGAUCCAUGGUAACAUAUGCUGCUGGCACUCUGGUCUUCGCCUUUAUUAUAUUUUGAAUAUUUUUGAUCAAUCCUUUCAUUAUCAGCAUUGGCAUUGAGGUUAAUGCGCAUCGAGAAGAUGUCUUUUCAAGAUGUUGAUUUCUUUAUUUAAAUGGAGCUAAAUUAUUACAAGAUUCCUUAUUUUGUUGUAAAAAACGGUAUUUGGUGAUUUGUUUUUGGGAGAAUGAGAAAAAUAAAUUUUUUGAUCUAUCUAGUGUUAUAGACUGGAUGUCAAAACAAAUAGUUUGAAUUCUUCCUUAAAAUUGCUAUCUUGACAUCAAAAUUUUUAUAGUUUUCACAGACAUGGGUUAAAAAUUUAAUUGCCCCAAAGCUUUUUAAUUUGUUGCCUCUCUCAAAUAGUCCUGAUGUGGAAGAAAUCUAAUUCCAUUAAUUAUUCUAGUCUGUGAUGAUAUUUAUGUUUUUUAAUAUCAUCGCAAAUGCCAAGCCCAAUGAGAAAAGUUCUAACUUCCAAUAAGCUUGAGAAUGUCUGAACGCCAAUUUUUAUAUAUGAAAUUUAAAAUCGCUCUGAAAGGUGCUUUCCAAUAUUUACCAUAACCAAACUUUUAUUAGGAUAUUUUUAAAUAGAGGUGUAAUUUCAUUAAAUUGUCAUAAUGAUCCUGGCAAUAUUCUUCUUAAGAAAUAUUUUCUUAUAUAGAAUAAAGCGGCUUCCCUAUCUAUUUCUCUGCCUCAAGUGUGGAUUUUUAUGAUAUAAACUUUUUUUCACCUUUUUUGUAUUUUUGACUUAUUUUUCCCCACUGGUAGUAGUCAUUAGUCAUUUAUCAAUAUUUGAUCAAUAAUGCUUUUGCUUACGGUAAUUAUUUUGCUGCUUUUCAUAUUACUUAUCCCAAUAUAGAUUUCGAGAUGGUUAUUUCUAAUAGUUCUAUCCGCUAACUUUGAAUUCAGUCCUAUUGAAAAAUCUCAGUUUGCCUAGCAAGAUCCCAUAUUUGAUAGUACCACAAGGAUCCUCUUUGGAGCCUACUCUAUUUGUUAUAUAUAAUUCAUUAUUUUGUGCUGGGCAUAGAUAUAUAUUUGUCAUAUUAUGUCUGUCCAUAAAAUGGUUUGUUUUAACUGGUUAUCUAUAUAAAUAUAUAUAUUUUCAUUGAAAGUGCCUUUUAUUAUCGAUUUUAGUGUAUUUUUCUUCUCUUUUUAAGAUUGUAAAACCAUGUUUUUAUCAUUUACAUAUGUUCCCACAAUCUAUAGGCCAUAUGCUUGGUCUAUCUCAAUUUUUUAAAGGUAAUUUUAAAUCAAGUCUAUCAAAGCGGAACUAAUUUACUAUUUAUGAAAUAUUAUGUUGACAAAGGUUUAAACAAAUUGAGGAAUGUAAAUAAUACUAGAACCGGAAAUGUCAGAUUUUAUGGUCUCGUAUUAGACUUUAUUUGAUUUCUUUAUAAAAUUUUGAAUGUUUUUUUUUCACUUGAUGUUUUUGAUAGACUACACUACAGUGGCACCACUUCUGUUUUAGAUGCUAUAUUCUAUGUUCCUUGUUCUCGUUUCUUUUUAUGUUUGCAAUUUGCCUGCUUAUAACUAAAAUUCUAUGUUGCUUUAAGGUUGGGGAUACAUAUUUUUGUAGAUAUAAAAUACCCUUCGCAAAGUUUUAUUCACAAGUAUUGUAAGAUGUACAUAUCUGUCUGGUUCAAUAUUCUAUGCUUGCUCGGCCUUUUAAUGACUUGAUUUAGUCAAUGGUUUAAUGUGGAAUCACUACUGGUUUUCAGGUUUAACUUAUAUUUUUACUUUGUAGUAUGUGGCUAUUUGGUGUGUGAAAUAUUUGAUGAAUAUAUUAGAAUCAGUUUGAGCAUUCCAGAUACCCUAAACAAACAAUAAAUGACAGUAAUAUUUAGGGGGAUUUGGCCAAGUAUUUAAACAAAAUAUUUAUUGAAAAUAUCAUCCAUACACCUCAUCUUCUAAAUAGAGAAAGGACCAACUGGACAAAUAGAUGAACCCUUGUCAAUUUGCCCAAAUAUAGAAAAUGGUAUUAUCAGGUUAUGUUUACUUGAAAGUAAAACAUUCCAAGUAAAUAACGUAGUAUAAAGUUUUGAAAUGCUCAAUAACAAUUUUAUUGCCUUUGUCUCGUUUUCGUUAUAUCCAAGUCUUUUUCUAUCAGACAUGCACUUAAAAGACAAAAAUGUAUGUUUUUAAGGAUCUUUUUGCAGUGAUUAUAACUGUUCAAUUUGCUUGUUUAUUCUUUAAUAGUGUGGUAUUAAUGGAUGAUGUUUGAGUUAAUCUUACAACAACCAUGCUUCUUAUGCGACUUGGAAUAUUGCAUUACGUCAUUUCAAAAUUUGGUUUGUAGCUUACCGCUUGUGUAUUUAUGCCCACUCCACAGUCUUUUUAUAAUUUUUUAUACCCAAAUUUCUCUUUCGCCCAGUGUCUAUCACAACAAAAUGUAAUGCUGUAUAGAUAUAUAAUAAUCCCAUGUAGUAUUGAGUAGACACAUGGCCUACCUACUUCAACAGUUAUGCUGCCUGUAAUUUUAGCAUCAACGCUUGGCAAAUUUGGAACUUUCACAACAUGUAGAGCUUUACAGCAUGUCCCACAUUGAUAAAUUGUCCACUGCCCAGUUCUUUUUCUUUAAUUGAAACUUGCUUCACACAAUUGAAUAAGAUACGAAGCUUGAUGUGUCCCAUUUGUACAGACCAAAGACUAGUCAUUUCUGGUAAUGUUCAUGUAAUUUGGUACAUGUCUUCUGUUGGAUAUAACAGUUGGGUGGGAAAAUGAAACCGAUUUUAAAAAUACCAUGUAAAGUUGCUUCUGUUUUACCAUUUUCAUCAUUUAGCCUCCAUACUUUGCUAUGAAAGUCAAGAGCAGUGGCAUGAAAAAUUAGAGCUUGUUUAUAAACGAUCAGAUUUCAUGUUAAACAAUACUGAUACCUUUAACCCAGUGAAUAUGAUUUGUUCUGUCUGCCCACAUUUAUUUACUUACGGUAUGUCUGUUUUUAGUGACCCAAUGUUUGAUUCUUGUAAAUUCUGUUGUAGAUUUCACUUUUUUGUUUUUUCUUCCACUAAUUAUGAUAAUGAAUGAAGAUAUGCCACGUUUGAUCCAUCAGCCGUUCUCUUUACUCUUGUUGUUAUAAUGUUUCUAAUAAUAUGAUCAUGCUAUUACAGCUUUUAAUUCGCUACAUUUGUAUAAAAGUUAUAAAAUAAAUAAAUGAAAAGUGCUAGAAA